CGUUCUUCUCAUUUUCAGAUUUCCUUCCUCCAAAUAUCUUAAUACGGAAACUCUUUAGCCAACACUGAACUUUGUUAUAUAGACCGGUGCGGAUGGGCAGAGAGAUUUUUUCAAGGAUCAAAAAGUUUCUUUCAUACACAGCUUCGGGAGCUACUACUACGAGCCCCAAAAGCCGAGAUGACGUGGAUGUCCGGGAAGAGUACGCCAACGCAUUCCGUACGGAAUCAUACAACCAGUUCUGGACACGUGUCACUCAGUUAAGCCACAAGAAAUCCGCCACGUGUUCACCCAUCGAGUCGUCAUCCACCUCAGCGCGGCUCAUGUCCUAUCGUCUCUUCGCCCAAAAUCUCCUCGACCCGGAUCCGAUCACCGUUACCCGGAUAUUGUAUCUGACCCGGACCCGACGCCUGACCCGAUUUCUUUUAUCGAGUUACUACUCGGAGACAGCGAAUGCAUUUCUAAUUUGCAGUAUUUUGCUGAGAAGCGUCGACCGUAUCCGCUCUAAGUACGAAUCUUUAAAAACCCAAAUCGAAUUUAAAGCUGAUCCGUUGGAUCUGAUUAAUCAAUUCAUGGAGCUGUCGAAAUGGUUCCGCCCGUUUGUCUCGUCGGGUUUCCGGAUUCGGGUCGUCCAAAACAACUGCUCAAACCUACUUAACCGGCUUGAAUCGAGCCGAGACAAGACCCGUACCAAACUCCGGUUCAUUAACGGUUUACGGCACGGUUCGGGCAUGUUCGUCGUGGCACUAACUACAACAUUGAUUGUAACCAUAGCUUCUCACGCUUUUGCUCUGUUCAUAGCCGGUCCAAGUCUCCUAACCGCCAGAUUCAAACCGGCCGGUCUGACCAAGAAGCUUAUGAGAACCGCGGCUCAGCUCGACAUAGCGGCGAAAGGGACGUACAUUUUGAGCCGGGAUCUGGACACGAUAAGCAGGUUGGUGAGCCGGUUUAACGACGAGGUCGAGCACGCACGAGCCGUGGCCGAGUUCUGGGCGGUGAGAGGGUUAGACCGGGUUCGAGCCAAGGAAGAAGUGGCUCGACAGAUGAAGAUGACUGGUGAGAGCCUAAGUGAACAACUUGAUGAACUUGAAGAACAUCUUCACUUGUGUUUCAUGACCAUCAAUAGGGCGAGGAAUCUUGUCGUUAGGGAGAUUCUGGAUCCGGGUCGACCCGGUUGCUCUCUGGGUCCGAAAUCCAAGUAAAAAUUGGGCGAUUGUUGUAAUGAUUUCAAUUUUUUUUCUUCUAAAGAUUCGAUUUUAUGUUUUUCUUUUAGAUUUUUGGAAUCCAUAUAAGUUCUAAUA
Molecule: messenger RNA, 1298 nt
Organism: Tarenaya hassleriana
Lineage: Eukaryota; Viridiplantae; Streptophyta; Magnoliopsida; Brassicales; Cleomaceae
Product: UPF0496 protein At3g49070
Exons: 3
Coding region: 93-1199 (368 amino acids)
Source: RefSeq, a predicted model, not a curated record